Molecule: messenger RNA, 2120 nt
Organism: Brassica napus (rape)
Lineage: Eukaryota; Viridiplantae; Streptophyta; Magnoliopsida; Brassicales; Brassicaceae
Product: zinc-finger homeodomain protein 4-like
Exons: 2
Coding region: 958-1893 (311 amino acids)
Biological process (GO): regulation of developmental process; regulation of DNA-templated transcription
Cellular component (GO): nucleus
Molecular function (GO): DNA-binding transcription factor activity; transcription cis-regulatory region binding
Source: RefSeq, a predicted model, not a curated record
UUAAUAUCAUAUAAAAUGAACAAAGAACUUACAUAAGAGUUCUAGACAAAAUGUUUUGGAGACAAAAAAAUAAAACAAGGAAAACAUUACACACACCUAAAAAGGUAAAAUUUGAGAGAUGACUGAUCAGCUUAAUCGCAGCCACAGAGAUAGAAGCGCAAAGAACUCCUUCCUGUGUGUCGUCUGCCAAGAAUGAUGUUCCUUAUCUCACGAUCAAGAGACUUGAAAACCGACGUCGCCGGGAAGAACUUACACAAGCACGUUUUGUUUAACAUGUUGCUUACUAAUUAAAAACUUUUUUUUUGGCUUUUGUAAACAGCUUUUUUUUAGCAAUGUAAACAGCUUUGUAAAUCCAUGAAAGGUAUUUUAUUUGAUUUAAUAUUACUUUUAUCCUUGUCUCACUGCUUCAGUCUUCUCCCCACCAGUCUCUGACACAUUUUAUCUCUCUAAGAAUGGUGUAAAUUUGAUGUCUGAUAGUGCAAGCAAAGCAAUCACCCAUUACCUUUAAUUUUCUUCGUUUCUCCCCUUCUCUGGACAAUAUUUGUUUUAGGGUAUUUUUAUUCUUCAUCCUACAUAGUUUAUAGAGAGUAAAAAUGUAGAAAAUUUGUAGUUUGGUAUUUGCACAAUACAUAUAGUUUGUUUUCUCUUUCUCUCUUUUGCUUUAUUAGUCCUGAGACUUCCACUAUUAAUACCCUAAGUCUUCUUAGUUUACCACAUUGCCUUCACAUCCAAACCCAAAUGCAAAUCGUUGUCUCCUCUCUUCCUUCAAAGUCUCUCAUUACAAGACCCUAAUAAAUAUCUAAUCUUUCCUUUGCUGAUCCUGACUAUAUCUUUAACAAUGUUCUGACCUUUUGAAGCAUAUUAAGAUCAAAGUCUACUGCUUUCAGUUGUGUGGCGUCUUUGUCCCCCAAAUCAAGCACAGUUUGCAACACUUUUUGUACAAGACCUAAUAAUAAAAUGGAAAUUGCAAGUCAAGAAGAUCAUGAUAUGCCCGUCCCAUUAAGCACUACAUUUGUUGGUAGUGGUGGCGGUCAUGGUCACAUGAUCCAUCAUCAUCAUGAUCAUCAUGCUUCUGAUUCUGCUCCUCCAACUCACAACCACAACAACAUUACUACUACUCAACCACCACAAAUGCAGUUACAUGGUAAUGGUCAUGGCAACAGUCAUGAUCAUCAUCAUCAUCAAGAUCCUCAUCAUGUUGGUUACAACGCAAUCAUCAAGAAGCCUAUAAUAAAGUACAAGGAAUGUCUCAAGAACCAUGCAGCAGCAAUGGGAGGCAAUGCCACUGAUGGGUGUGGAGAGUUCAUGCCUAGUGGUGAAGAUGGCUCCAUUGAAGCUCUCACUUGCUCAGUUUGCAAUUGCCACAGAAAUUUCCAUAGAAAAGAAGUCGAAGGUGAAACAACCGCCACCGCCAUUUCCUCUUACCACCAACCUCCUCCACCACGAAAACUCAUGGUCAACCACCAUAAUAUAAGAUCAGCCAUGCCUCACCAAAUGAUCAUGCCGAUAGGAGUUUCUAACUAUCGGUACAUGCAUAACUUGGAGUCCGGUGACUUCAUGGAACAAGACGGCGUAACCACCGCGUCUAGACCCCCACCUUACAAUCAGAAGAAGAGGUUUAGGACGAAGUUCACGCCGGAGCAGAAAGAGAAGAUGCUGAGUUUUGCUGAGAAGGUUGGGUGGAAGAUACAAAGGCAAGAAGAUUGCGUUGUUCAGAGAUUUUGUGAAGAGAUUGGAGUGAAGAGAAGAGUCCUUAAGGUUUGGAUGCACAACAACAAGCUACAUUUUUCCAAUAAGAACACUAGCAACAACAUUAACCUCGAAGGCAACGACAAUGACAAGAUCAACAACGUUAACAAUGUUGAUGUGUCCGGUAAUAACGACAUGAUUUAAUAUUAAUAUUACGUUUUUUUAAUGAUUUGAUUAUGAUAAGUCAUCUUUAUGUGAGCUACUAGGGUUUGAAUCUUAUUUUCUAGUAAGUGUGGGGUUAUAUUUAUAUAUAAACUCGUUUGCUAUUUAUCUUUUAUUUUCUGGUCGAUGUAGUGUCUAUUAUCCUUUUGGAAUUUAUAUAUAUUGAACUUCUUGUAAUAAAUGUAUGACCAGUCGUUUUUGUUUUUCUU